CCGUUCCUGACUGUAAGGGCUUCCGGGUGAAUCCAGGCCACAGUCCACAGACCAAGGGACACUUUCUGGACUCGGGCCGAAGAAGAGGAACGAGAACAAGAACAAGAAGAAGAACAAGAACAAGAAUGGAUAACGGUUCUUUUUCAACCGGCGACACAGAGCUGGACCAGGCUGUCGAGCAGUGGCUGCAGUAUGACAAGAACCUCAAAACGGCCUCGAUGGUGAGGGACCUGGUGAAGGAGGGAGCAGUGGAGGCUCUGAAGAAGUGCUUCUCCUCCAGGAUGGAGUUUGGCACAGCAGGUCUGAGAGCGGCCAUGGGCCCGGGCACAUCCUGUAUGAAUGAACUCACUAUCAUCCAGACCACACAGGGCUUCUGUUGCUACCUCGAGGACAGUUUUGAGAACCUAAAGGAGCAAGGGGUGGUGAUUGGUUAUGACGCCCGUGCCCACCCUCCCAGUGGGGGCAGUAGCAAGCUUUUUGCCAGCCUGGCUGCAGCAGUUUUCAUCAGUCGGGGGGUUCCUGUGCACCUCUUCUCUGACAUCACCCCUACGCCGUUUGUGCCUUUCACAGUUUCCCACCUGGGUCUGUGUGCUGGUAUCAUGGUGACUGCUUCUCACAACCCCAAACAGGACAACGGCUACAAGGUGUACUGGGAGAACGGUGCCCAGAUUGUGUCUCCUCAUGACAAAGGAAUCUCCAAGGCCAUAGAGGAGAACCUGGAGCCUUGGCCCCAGUCCUGGAAUGCAGAGGAGGCCCUGAAGAGCCCCUUGCUCAAAGACCCCUACCAGGAAAUCCACACACAAUACUUCAAAGCCAUCCAGAAACACUGUCAUCACAGGGACAUAAACAAGAGCUCAGAAGUGAAAAUUGUCCAUACGUCCGUGCACGGUGUUGGCCACACGUUUGUCCAGUCGGCCUUCAAGGCAUUUGAUCUCCACCCUCCAUACGCUGUGGAGGAGCAGAAAGAUCCUGACCCCGAAUUCCCCACAGUCAAAUAUCCCAAUCCUGAGGAGGGAGAGGGAGUCCUGACAUUGUCGUUUGCACUGGCAGAGAGGGAGGGGGCCUCUGUGGUUUUGGCGAAUGAUCCUGAUGCUGAUCGACUGGCCAUGGCUGAGAAGCAGGAGAGUGGACAGUGGCGAGUGUUCACUGGUAAUGAGUUGGGAGCGUUGCUUGGCUGGUGGAUGUUCCGCUGCUGGAAACAGCAAAACUCAGACGCCGGUGCUGUUAAAAAUCUCUACAUGCUGUCAAGCACCGUCUCAUCCAAGAUACUGCGCGCCAUCGCUCUCAAGGAAGGAUUCCAUUUUGAGGAAACCUUAACAGGAUUCAAGUGGAUGGGCAACAGAGCCAGAGACCUUUUGGAUCAGGGCAAGACUGUUCUCUUUGCUUUUGAGGAGGCCAUAGGGUACAUGUGCAGUCCCUCUGUAUUGGACAAGGAUGGAGUGAGCGCUGCAGCCAUAGCAGGAGAGAUGGUUUCCUAUCUGGCCACUAAAAACACUGGCCUUUCUCAACAACUCACAUCUGUCUAUGAAGAGUAUGGCUACCACAUCAGUAAGAAUUCCUACUUCAUCUGCCAUGACCAGGAUGUGAUCCGCACCUUGUUCGAGCGCCUGCGCAACCAUGGAGGCCAGAAGGACUCGUAUCCUGUCGAGUGCGGUCGCUUCGCCAUCUCUAAUGUACGAGACCUGACCACCGGCUACGACGACAACCAACCUGAUAAGAAAGCAGUUCUCCCCACCUCCAGCUCUAGUCAGAUGGUCACCUUUACCUUCUCUAACGGGGGUGUGGCCACCAUGAGGACCAGUGGCACAGAGCCAAAAAUCAAAUAUUACACUGAACUCUGUGCUGCGCCUGGUAACAGUGACGUGGCGCACCUGAGGAAGGAGCUGGACGACUUGGUUGACGCCAUCAUUGAAAACUUCUUCGAGCCCAAGAAGAAUAAGUUGCAGCCAAAGCCAGAGUAGCACCGAUUAGACACCCAAUCAAAAUAAUAUUAAUUAAUAACUAUUUGACCAGUUUUUGUGCUAGUUGAACCUGUAAGAGAUCUGAAUACCAUACUGUUGCCUAUCUGUUGUUAUUUUGAUAAUCUGGCCGCUUCUAACCUCCACUUUGAGUUGGUUUAGCCAUUCAUGUGUUUUUGAGUUUUAGUUAUGGGUCCAGUGCCAGUUUUGCGUUCAGUCGUCAUCAUCAUGCAGCAACAUGGUUCCAUUGCAGCGUGGCACAGUGCUGGAGGUAUGAAACCGCAGCUGUAAAAUGUUCCAUCUUUCCAAAGUCACAAUCAUUCCUGCUUCCUACAGAUUGCUGUGUAUUCAAUAUGACGCAUUCCACACUCAACUGCAAAGCUGUUAACAUGAAGAGUGCCAGCGUGAGAUUGGAUAUUGUAAUCUGCUUUUAAACUUUGAAUGUGUGAUAUCUAAUUUAAUCGUAGAGUAUAACACUGAAAUUGACGGUGGACUGUUUUUGAAGUUUUUAAUUAAUGGCAGAAAAAACUGCCUUUGCAAAGUAAAAGCUUUGAGCGCCUAGAAGUAGAGAUAAUGUACAUUAAUUUGUCAAAUGCACCCACCUCUCAUUACUUGAUGUGAGUAGUUGCUACAGCUCAAAAGGACUAUUGAGACUAAUACAUUUACUUGUGUGCCAUGUAUUCUGAAAUACUGUUCCGAAAAGAUUAUGACACUCAAUAAAAAAAAAAAACGACUGAA
This is a messenger RNA of Scophthalmus maximus (turbot), 2696 nucleotides long. It is a transcript of the gene pgm2, whose product is annotated as phosphoglucomutase 2. Gene Ontology annotation, biological process: carbohydrate metabolic process; purine ribonucleoside salvage. Lineage: Eukaryota; Metazoa; Chordata; Actinopteri; Pleuronectiformes; Scophthalmidae. Bases 126 to 1961 code for a protein of 611 amino acids. The record is from RefSeq and is a predicted model, not a curated record. The transcript is spliced from 13 exons. Gene Ontology annotation, molecular function: phosphopentomutase activity; magnesium ion binding.